AUGGGUGCGGAGGUGAAACACUCCUUUAACUGGCGGAAGGCAACCGUAGCCGAGUGGUUCCAGGUGAGCCGCUGGGGCUGUCCCUUGAGAAGAGCCAAGAGGGGGGCAGCCACGGUGCUGAAGUUCCGGAUGAAGUGGCGGCUUCUCAUCAUCACCAUGAUGAAACUGAACUUCAUCUCUUGUGGAGUAGAACACAAAGCACAGGGACUGGAGCCCAUAGAGAAGCAAAUACUGCUUUUUUGGGCUGUAGACCACACUCACCACGUGAGACGCUGUUCCAUGAAAAUGCUCAGAUCGUGUGAUGUGAAGGAUUAUGAAGACUGGUACAAAGUGGGCACCUCCUGCGUCAUGUAUUUCAAUGAAUCGCUCAACUUUACCGAUGCUGAGUUUCGCUGCAGGAACGCAGCACCUGGUGGUCACCUGGCGUCCGUGCACAGCAGGCGGGCCGAUAACGAUCUAAACUGUAUCGUGCUCAAGUACAACAAAAAGUCUCCUCGCAUCUGGUUGGGCGGCUUUGAGUUUUUUAAUUCUGGUAAGUGGGUCUGGAUCGAUGACUCUAACUGGGACUUUCAGGCCUGGGUUCCAGGAGAGCCCAACAAUCAAAAUGGCAAAGAGGACUGUCUGGAAAUGAACUGGAAAGAGAUUGGGAAGUGGAAUGAUGACAAGUGCUUUAAUAAGAAGAACUUUGUUUGUUCUUUUACCAACUAA
This is a messenger RNA of Chanos chanos (milkfish), 708 nucleotides long. RefSeq names its product C-type lectin mannose-binding isoform-like. Bases 1 to 708 code for a protein of 235 amino acids. NCBI's taxonomy places the organism in Eukaryota, Metazoa, Chordata, Actinopteri, Gonorynchiformes, Chanidae. The record is from RefSeq and is a predicted model, not a curated record. The transcript has 6 exons.